Messenger RNA from Penicillium daleae, 1569 nucleotides. RefSeq names its product putative Golgi matrix protein. The record is from RefSeq and is a predicted model, not a curated record. Gene Ontology annotation, biological process: Golgi organization; endoplasmic reticulum to Golgi vesicle-mediated transport. The transcript has 6 exons. NCBI's taxonomy places the organism in Eukaryota, Fungi, Ascomycota, Eurotiomycetes, Eurotiales, Aspergillaceae. Gene Ontology annotation, cellular component: Golgi apparatus. The coding region runs from base 1 to 1569 and encodes 522 amino acids. Gene Ontology annotation, molecular function: small GTPase binding.
AUGCCUGGAGACAAUCCCCCGUCUGCUGCUCAAGGCGCGAAAUCCAAGAAGAACAAGAAGAAGAGCGCAAAGGCCAAAGAGAGCGCGCAAAAGGCCGACUCUGAAAAAUUAGAAGCCUCGGAGAAACACGAUGGCCCCGACGAGGCCGAGGACCCCAGCGAUCCCGUCGAGACCGCAGACGCCGAUACCGCCAGGCCGGAUACAGCUGAGAAUAAUACAUCCAAAGAGCAUGCCGACAAGCCUGAUUCGGACGACGCCGAGUCCAAAGACCGCUUCGAUGCCCUCGUUCGAGACCGCGACUCCCUCCGGGCCGAAGUGACCGACAUGCGCAAGUCCCUAGAAGAGAUCCAAUCAAAACACCGGGCCGACAUGGAAGCCUUGCAGCAGAAACUGGGCGAUGCAGAAUCUAAGAAGGAGCACGCUGAAACGCAGUUCCAGAAGCUCAUGGAGCGGGUGAAUGCAAUCAAGUCGCAAUUGGGCGAGCGCUUGAAGGAGGAUGAGGAGGAAUUGGCUCAAGCGCGAUCCCAGAUCGAAGCGCUGGAGGAUGAGAACGCUACCCUAAAGUCACAGCUAGAAUCCAAGUCUACAGAACUAGCCGAACUCUCCGAGGAAUCUGCACAAAAGACCAAGGAGAUCUCCACCCUCCGAGAUCGAACGAAUUUGUCACAACAGAACUGGACCCAAGAGAAAGAGGAGCUGCUGGAACAGAACGCAUACCUCCAGUCCGAGUUCGAACAAGCCAAGGAUGCCAUGCAUAACUGGGAGGUGCUGGCCAUGGAGGAACGAUCCGUUCGUGAGAAUCUAGCGGAGAAAGUGGGCGAUCUCGAGGAACAGCUGGUCAAUCUGCGAGAUGCCUAUGAAAGGGCAUCUGGCGAACGCGAUAGCCAACAAUCCACGGUGGAUGGUCUCCAGCGGGCGCUACAAGAAAUUCAGUUGGCGCGGAAGCAGGAGCUUCGUGAAUUGGUCGAGAGCUCCGAUGCUCAACUCGAGGACUUGAGAAAGUCCUUGCGAGAAGCGCAGGAACAAGCGAAGAACGCUGACAUGAACCUUCUCACGGCCCAGGCGGAGUUGGAGCGGGUGCGACCCUUCGAAAAGGAGGUGAAGGAGAAGAAUCUUCUUAUCGGCAAGCUACGGCAUGAAGCGGUGACGCUCAAUGACCAUCUAACGAAAGCACUGCGAUUCCUUAAGAAGGGCAAACCAGAAGACAAUGUGGACCGGCAAAUUGUAACAAACCAUCUACUACAUUUCCUUGCACUCGACCGGUCAGAUCCAAAGAAGUUCCAGAUCCUGCAGCUCAUUGCAGCUUUACUGGGUUGGGAUGAUGAACAACGCGAGCAAGCAGGUCUGGCUCGACCAGGAACCUCAAAUGUCCCCGGCAAGCUUCGAAUCCCUGGUACACCUUUACGCACACCCAGCACGCCAAACCUGGCCACCGAGUUCAUGGACAAUGGGGCAUCCAGCAAGGAAACCCUAGCCGAAUUGUGGUCCAAUUUCCUGGAGCAAGAAGCAGAGGCUGGAGACAGGAACACGAUGAGACGUGGCAGUCAUCCAGGACCAGCGAAAUCAUAG